This is a messenger RNA of Acanthosepion pharaonis, 621 nucleotides long. Lineage: Eukaryota; Metazoa; Mollusca; Cephalopoda; Sepiida; Sepiidae. The record is from the annotation of a GenBank genome assembly.
AUGAUAGAAAAACUUGGACACCGCGUGUUGCGCAGGAACGGAAGCGAAACGCUUUCCGCAUACGCUGCAUCCACAUAUCCUAAGCAUCUCUUGGCAAGCCGAAGCUCUCAACAUGACUGUUUUCUAAAGGGCUGGGAUUUCCAACAUGUACCCCCUCUCAGAGCAAGGUCGCUUGUGCUUGCUCUGACAGGCUGUGCGAAUAGGCGUCGAUCAAAUUUUCCGAAGAGCUUGCUCAGACACACCAUUGAUCGAUAUCUAUCUAUCUAUCUAUCUAUCUAUCUAUCUAUCUAUCUAUCUAUCUAUCUACACACACAUAUACACACCCACACGUGUAUCUAUCUAUCUAUCUAUCUAUCUAUCUAUCUAUCUAUCUAUCUAUAUAUAUAUAUAUAUAUAUGGCAGAUACUCAUACGUCGAAGCCGACGGGAGAGUCCAUUAUUCUAUCUAUCUAUCUAUCUAUCUAUCUAUCUAUCUAUCUAUCUAUCUAUAUAUAUAUAUAUAUAUAUAUAUAUAUAUAUAUAUAUAUAUCAGGUGAGAUUGUAUAAAUAUUCUUUCUAUAUUUUCUUUUUCUUUAUGUCUUUUUAUUGCAUAUGCAAUCCGUUAAGAGAUAACCUGUUGUGA